Messenger RNA from Coprinopsis cinerea okayama7#130, 1590 nucleotides. RefSeq lists its product as hypothetical. The transcript has 4 exons. NCBI's taxonomy places the organism in Eukaryota, Fungi, Basidiomycota, Agaricomycetes, Agaricales, Psathyrellaceae. The coding region runs from base 1 to 1590 and encodes 529 amino acids. The record is from RefSeq and is a predicted model, not a curated record.
AUGUCGCUGCUCACCUCCCUCACAAUUCACUCCUGGGCGCUCCGUUCUCCUCGCUAUCACUUUCGUCCUCGAGGCUGCUGUGACGCUGACAGGGUUGCCACACUUCUUCGUCUGCUCACAGCCGGUUGUCUGUGCUGUAUCGCUGUUGGAUUCGUGUUUUAUUGCGGUUCUAUUGGUGUUAUAAUCACUUCUGGACCAAACCGGCCACACACGCUCAGGGACGACACCACGAGGCUCGUAGCCUCCACACACACACACGAUAAAGCGAGGAUGAAGAUCAUCAAGUUCGUCACGACGACCUCGAAGCGCAUAUCGCGACAUGCCAGCUUGGUCGUUCAGAACAUCAACCGGCACCGACCAGCGCUUCUGGCCCAAGGCGCGGUCGUCGAGAGUAACGAGCAGAUUGUCGAGGACGUUGGGGAGAGAGAUGACGCUGAGGGAUGGGAGAAGGGGACAGAAAGUCGAGUUCAGGGCGAUGUGAAGCAUCGAGAGCAGGGUUGCGAGAAAGAUAGCGAGGCAGAGGACCAAGGAGUAGGCAAGGGCAUAGAAGCGGCGCGGGAGGUAGUCGAAAUCGCGGAGAAACUACGCGAUGAGUGUGUCGAACAUACGGUAUACGCUGGAAGACGGAGAGCGCUAUUGAUUGGGAUUCAGUUUUAUCAGGACCAGCCGUCUCCUUCGUCUCAACCAAAGUCUCAGACCAGCACCGACGGUCAGCCGACGACAAACUCCCAUGGGAUGGCUCCUGAAGGGUCAGCAGUGGCUGGGAUUCGAGAAGGCGAUGCUGCACCAGCAACACGAGGGGUUAUCCCUCCGAUUGCAGACCCCGUUCCCCCUCUCCCACUCUCUGACGGCCAUCUCACUUCGACCUCUCCCUCUCCCUCAACAGUCCCAGUUACGACUUCAAUCUCAUCUUCAACGCCGGCGAUGGCCACGGGAACAUCUGCAACGGUUUCUGCAAAAUCUCCAGGACCUGCCUCGACACCUAAAACAACGACGCAUCAAGACGCAGUACAAACGCUUUCUCGGACAGCAACGUCUCUGACAUCCGUCACUCCACCCCCUCCUCGAACGGGUACGUCGACGUCGAAGGAUCUAGCCGCUUCUUCGACGACCUUGGUUUCGAAAGCGAAAGCCGCGGGAACCAAACUUGCCUCGUCGGUCGCUAGUAUCGGUCGCUCGAGCGGAACGACUACCAGCACGGGUCCAGAGGUGGCCAAUUCCGGACACAAGAAGGCAGCAUCGAGUGCGAGUUCGGAGGCAGUGGAGGGUGUAAGUGAGCUGGACGAGUUGAAGGGGUGCCAUAACGAUGUGGCCGAUAUGAGGAAGGUUUUAAUUGAGCUGUAUGCGUACAAGCCCGAAGAUAUCAUCGUCAUGCUGGACCAACCUGCCUCGCCCUGGUCUUCCGACCCGUCGUCAUCGUCGCCUGAUUCCAACCAGCCUGAGACGAAUGAGAAGAAUUUUACAGGUGCAGAUCGAAGCCUUGUGCCGACGAAAGACAACAUACUACGCGAGCUUGAGAGGUUCACGGAGGAUGUGAAAGCUGGAGAUCGAUUAUUCUUCUUCUGUGCGUCUGUCUGCUUAUCCUGUUGA